CCAUAUGAGACUUGUGAUCAAGAGCUUCCCUUCCCUCUGUCUCUGGCUCCUGGGUGUGUCCUGCAGCCCCAGGAGGAUCCUCCCUGGGGGGGCAGUUUCCCCAGCCUGUGGGAGAGCAGAGAGCAAUUUUGUGGGACUGGAGUUGUUCUGCCUCCACUUCUGCACAGCUGCUGCAGUGCUGUUGGGCUGCAGGUUGGCUUUUUUCCCUGCUGCGAGGCCUGAGGCUGAUGGAGGAGCAGGCUUUGGGUUGGCCCCUCCUGCAGCAUCGAGCCGUGCAGAGCCGGGGCCUGCUCGUCUCCCUUUCCCAGCAAGCCCUGUCAGAGGCACCCCGGUGGCUCAGCAAGGCCUGACUCACAGCCAGCAGCUUCCUCUUGGGUGACAGCAGCAAUUCCUCUGUGCAUCAGAGCCCCAGGGCCGGGGGAGUGGGUUUUGGCUGGGUGGUCCCCAGUGGGGAGCUGGUUCCUAGCACCAUGCCCAACCUGGGUGCUGUGAGGGGGUGGAGCCAGGCCCCAGGGUGUUUGGGGCUGGGUACCCUCUGGGCACGCGAUGCCUAGGGCCACCCUGGCCCUUGAGCAAUUUCCCUGAUAAGUGCUUGCUGCCCUUUCCUGGAAGAGAAACAAGCCUCCGUGGCCGAACUAGUUCCUUAACACAACUGGGAUCUGCGAAAAGGAAAUGGUGCUGGGCUCGGAGCGGGGCGGGGGGGCAAGGGUAAGCCGUGAGCGGAGGAAGGAGUUUGCUCUGUGGUUGCAGAGCCUUCUGCUGACUCAAGCACAACACCCUGGCCAGCCGGACACUGCGCUGCGCCGAGCACCGCCACGGAGGUGUGGGGGGCCCGUCUGGGCCGCAGCGCAGGGAUGUCUGCCUGCCUCGUGCUCGCCUUGGCGCUGCUCCUCCAGGUCCAAGCGGCAGAGGCCCUGAUGGAGCCGGAGCUGUGCUACAUCCUGGACGCCAUCCUCUUCAUCUACGGCAUCGUCCUCACCGUCCUUUACUGCCGCCUGAAGAUCCAGGUUCAGAGAGCGUCAAAGGACGUUUCCAGGGCAGGCGGGGAGCAGAAAGGAGAAGCCAUCUACACCGGGCUCAGCAUGGAAAGCCAGGAGAUGUACGAAACCCUCCAGCCUAAAAGCUCCUAGGGGCCGCGGAGCGAUGCGGACCCCCGGCAUUGCUGCGAGGGCUUCCCUGCGCCCUGGCCCUCCCCGCCGCCCACUGUGCCAGGCUCAUCUCGGCCUCGCCGUUUCCAGCACAGAAGAGCUGCAGAUGUUCCUCCUUGACCCUCGUGCUUGGCAAUGACCCCCGAAAUAGCCCUCCCCGAAGGCCGAAGUGGACUCUGCUGCCCUCCUCCAUCCUCCCCGCUCUCAGCUGGAUCUGUUUGGGGGAGGUUGUAGCAGCAUGGCCACUUGUCCCUUUUGGGUUUUUCCACCCCAAAAUGGGCUGCUGAGCCCCAAAAAUCCACAUUUACAAAUUCUGCCAUAGAAAACCUGGCAGCCCCCCAUAACAGGGAAGAGGGAAAUGGUCUCCAGAGAAAAGCACUGAGUUCCUUGCCCAGGACUGAGCCGGGAAGAGCUGGAGGAAGCCUUUGGCCUGAGGGUCGGCCGAGGGAGAUGUCCCCAGGUGUCCCACGGCGGGCCAGAGGUGACACAAGGGACACCUCGUCCCGGGGCUGCCUGUGCCUCCCUUGCCAGGGCCUUUCGCCUCUGUGUGGUGCGAGUGUGGAGUUGGAGCCUUUUCUGGGUGGGAAAAGGCCAGUUUGCAGCCCUGGGUCCCCAAGCUGGGCAGCAGAGCCCUGCGCAACCCCUACAUCCCUUGUUGCUGUGAAACAGCCCUUCCUAAAGAACCGGCACGUCUGAUGCUAGUGUCUCUAUUUAAAGAUGCCCCCAGAGCUCCCAUCGUGACAGGACGUGUUGAGUUUUUGAGGAAAUAAAGCUCU
This is a messenger RNA of Struthio camelus australis, 1924 nucleotides long. RefSeq names its product Fc epsilon receptor Ig (gene FCER1G). Gene Ontology annotation, biological process: cell surface receptor signaling pathway. Gene Ontology annotation, cellular component: Fc-epsilon receptor I complex. Gene Ontology annotation, molecular function: IgE receptor activity. The record is from RefSeq and is a predicted model, not a curated record. Lineage: Eukaryota; Metazoa; Chordata; Aves; Struthioniformes; Struthionidae.